Messenger RNA from Coccinella septempunctata (seven-spotted ladybird), 2106 nucleotides. RefSeq lists its product as uncharacterized. Bases 1 to 2106 code for a protein of 701 amino acids. NCBI's taxonomy places the organism in Eukaryota, Metazoa, Arthropoda, Insecta, Coleoptera, Coccinellidae. The transcript is spliced from 8 exons. The record is from RefSeq and is a predicted model, not a curated record.
AUGGUGAUACCAAGAAUGGACGCUUUCCUGUUUAGCGCCUUCGGAAUUAGUUCCGAACCACUUGGCCAACUCAGUAGAAAGGACAUCGAAAAGAAUUUGGGUUUGGAAGAAGACAAAAUUUUUGCUGACUCGAACAAGAUCUAUCAACCUGAUUCAUCUUUGUCUAAAAACUCCGGAGUGAGAUUCGAAUCACAGCAAUCAGCUUCCCAACUCAGCGAAAAGGUUUUGUGUUCGGAAAAAGCCAAAGUCUCUACCGAAUCUUACAAAAUGAACCAAUAUGAUUAUUCAUUCGAUGAGGAAUUCGAAAGAAUUUUGUGUGUGGAGAAAGCCAAAGUAUCUGCCGAAGGGAACAGAAUGAAUCAAUCUGAUUAUUCAUUGUUUGACAUCUUCGGAAUAACUUCAGAACUUCAGCCAUCACCACAACAACUCAGCAAUGAGGAAUUGGAAAUGAUUUUGCGUCUGGAAGAAACCGAAAGCUUUGCUGAAUCGAACAAUAUCAAUCAACCUGAUUUUUCCUUGUCUAAUAAACACGGAGUGAGUUUCGAAUCAGAGCAAUCAUUUUCCCAACAAUGCGAAAAGGUUUUGUGUUCGGAAAAAGCCAAAGUCUCUUCCGCAUCGAACAACUUCGACAACUUCGGAAUGAUUCAUGGUCAACUCACUGAUGUCGAAUUUGAAAGGAUUUUGGGAUUGGGUGAAUCAAAUGUCUCUGCCGAAUCGGCCACGCAGAUAAAUCGAUCUCAUUCCGACCAAUAUAUGACGGAUUGGAAUUCGCUUUUUGAGCAGGAGCCAAUAAAAAUAGAUGAUAUGUUUAAUGGACAUAGUUCCCAUCAAGCACCGGACACUCAACUCCAAAAUUCGAUUAUUUCACCAGAUUCGGGCAUCUGUGAUGAAGGAUUAGCGGAAUCCGAUUCAUCUUCAUCAACUCCACCUACCUAUUCCCAAAUUUUCGAAGUGAAAGAUCAAUGUUUACAACAGAAGGAAUGUUACCGAACAUCGGUACCCAAGUCCACACCCUACGUCUUCAAAACGAAUUCGGGUUUAUGGAAAAAUCGCAAUUACGAAAUAGUUGAAAGUGUGAGGCCAACAAGUAUGAUACCAAAAAGUGACGUUAUCAAGCCAAAAGUGAGAAUAAGAGAAGGUGUCCGGAAACUGCAAAAACAGAAGGUAUUCAAGUGUUCCAAAUGCGAAUUCUCUUCAUACUUCAGGGAUAUUCUGGACCAGCAUAUCCACAGAACACAUUUACAACCAAAUCAAGAAUGCAAGCAGAUACAAUCGAAUGAACGUGUUAAUUUUACUAUCAACGGAAAAGAAAAAGCACCCCAUUCCUCUGUUGCUAAUAGGGCGUCUAUAAGGAGUAAGAAAUUUACCUGCACAGAUUGUUCAUUUCCGACGACAGAUUUGAGAAUAUUUCUGAAUCACAUAUUUGUGAUACAUAAAUACCGCUGGUACAAAUGUCCAAUCUGCCGUGUUUGCACGACAUCUCCAAAUGCAAGCAUGGAGCAUUUUCGAAAAAAUCCUGAUCACAUGAUACCAUAUGGGAAAAGAAACUCACAGAAAAAGAUAAUUCAACCGAGACGAGAAAAAAAAUACAGGUACAAGUCGGAUGAGAACUUGAACAUCGAGGUGAAGAAAGAAGGUAACAAAGAAAAGAUUGUUAUAACACCCAAACCUCAUUGUUUCAAGAAGGGAAAUAAAAUAGAAAAAAAAUUCUACUGUGAGGUUUGUGAAUUUAAAACACUUAGCUACAGUACACUGAUGGUACAUAAGAAUAGGAAUCAUAAUUUGGCUAUGAGAUGCCCAGGGUGUUUUCGUCACUUAAAUUCGAUAGCUGAAUUGAUAAAACAUUUAAUGGAUAGUCCCAAUCAUAUGACGACUUAUCUCAGAUGCAACAUUUGUGAUUUUGGAACCUACGAUGAACGGGCAUUAACGAUUCAUAAGAAGAGGAAACAUUUUCAAUCAAUUCAUGACGGAAGUGAACGAAGAUCCGUGAAGGUGAAAAUAUCUAAUGUGAGUAGAAAGUAUUAUUCCUGGAAUCGAAAAGAAGAAAAUGAGAAAAGUAUGGACGUCACUGACACAAUCGAAGUAGAUUCUUACGUUUGCAUAUAA